Molecule: messenger RNA, 1574 nt
Organism: Chara braunii
Lineage: Eukaryota; Viridiplantae; Streptophyta; Charophyceae; Charales; Characeae
Source: the annotation of a GenBank genome assembly
GAGGUUGUACUAUCAAUGUGUGGCUUCACAUUUUUGAUUCUACGGCAUCGACCCCUGGGGCUGGCAAUUAUGGCUGCUAAUGUUCCAUCACAUGAAUGUUAUAAGUGUGGCCAACUUGGUCACUUUGCUCGUUUCUGUCACCUUUCUCGUCGCAAUCAAGUAUCCAAUCCCAACUCUGCUCUAGUUCGCGUCAAUCCUCCUCUUCUGACCGGUCCUCAUCAGUCUUUAGUUAAUCAGUGUGCAGGUAAUUACGGUUCUGGCCAGUAUUCGCGAGGAAGUGGAUGGUAUAGUACCAAUCAGCGUCUUAGCUGUCUGGAGGAUACUGUAUCAAGGAUCAAGGUGCGUCACGAUGCUGAGGAAGAGCGGGAGAAAACCAAGAGAGAUGAAGAUGAACGUAAGAAGAAAGAGAUCGAGAAAGAGAAUCGUUGUGCGGAGGAACGUAAAGAGAGAGAAGACUUUCAUAGGAGGAUGGCCGAGGAGAUGAAUGUUAGGUUUGACAAAGUGUGUGAGGUGUUGGAAACCAAGAAGUAUAAGGAUAGCAGCAGUACGAUUGCUAAGUUACAAGCCGAGGUGGAGUCUCUGCAGAAGAGGAAAGUGGCUGACCCCCCAUCCGAUUGUGGAACUGUGAUGGAUGAGGCUACAGCUCGACGACUUCGUGAGCUUGAGGACUCUCAUAAACUUUCGCAAGAGAUCGCAGAUCGUAAGGUGGCAGCACUCGAGGAGGAAGUAGUUAUUGUUCGUCUUCUACAUGACCAUGCAACUAGUGAAGCGGCGACAUGGAAGCAGGAAGCAUUACGGCCUGGCAACAAGAGAGGUUCAACGACUUUACCCAGGACGAUGGAGGCUGUUGAUUUGGCUGAAGCACAUAGGAGGGAGGUCGAUUUUCUCAAGGAACUCCGCAGCAAGGAUCUCAAUGGAAGACGUGUGGCGGAGCAGGAAUUGGAGAAGAUCAAGGAAAGCAAGCUAGCUGCCGAUUUGGAAGCCGAACGGCUCAAAGAAGAACUGGCACGUAUGAAUGUUACAAGGAGUGGCAAUCGGCCGCUAGGCACGAACUUGAAGACGAAACUGAAUGAGGUGGCAACAGCACGGCCAAAGGAUAAAGGCAAGCAGAUCGCGUCGACUAGCAAGGAGGUUACUCGCGCCAAUGACAGGGAAGGUUUCAUGGCGGAUGCUCGCAAGUUUCUCAAACCACUGAAGAUGAACGCUAUUAAGGAGAUUUGUGCGAAGGAGGGUGUUACAUACACCACUUUGGAUCGCACCAAGGAGCACAUCGCAGUGCAAAGGGCGGCGCGCGCUCUUGAUUCGAAUUCCAAAGUAGCAGAGGUCCAGGAUGUUUUCGAAGACACGGACGCGAACCGUAUUGACGCUACUGCUUCAGGUGAUGAGGAGACGCAGUCUUAGCUUCACUCCCAAGCGUAGCUUCUCUUUGGGAAUUAGCUAAACGGUGUAGACGGAUUCGUUCCCUCUCCUCUGAUCUUCUUCGAUGUAGAAUGUUGAAUGUGAUUUUCUGUUUGAUUGUGCUUCAACUGAUCCUGUGGACAAAUUCCUUGGGCUAACAAAUAUGCUGGAUAUGU